Molecule: messenger RNA, 522 nt
Organism: Phytophthora sojae
Lineage: Eukaryota; Oomycota; Peronosporomycetes; Peronosporales; Peronosporaceae
Exons: 5
Coding region: 1-522 (173 amino acids)
Source: RefSeq, a predicted model, not a curated record
AUGAGCGCGGCGCCGACCAACGUGGUGCGCUAUGACGUGCCGAACGGGGACUUUUGCGCGUACCUGAAGGGCUUCUGGAAGCGCAACCUGGAGUGGCGUCACUUCGGCGCCAGCUUCAAGCACCUGCGCUCCACCAACAACGUCGUGUUCAUCGAGGAAGACCUGGACGCGGCGCGCCAGCCCAACACCCAGUUCCUCCGGUGGUCCUUCGGCCGCACGCACAAGAAGCAGGACCUCGCCAGCGCCUACACGGUGCAGUUCAUCCCGGACGAGCAGGGCACGUUCAUGGAGUGGAGCUUCGAAGGCGUGACGUGCCACGGCGUGUUCAAGCCCGAGGCCAGCGUGGCCAUCCUCAACUUCUGUCUGCAAGAGUCCAUGGUCACCAUCACGUACCGCGUCCUCGACGCCAACACGAUGGCCGUGUGCAUUGUGGACGUGGACAGCGAGCACACGCCGACGAUCCAAUAUGGCAACAUGUAUCGCAUUAAUCCGUCCAAGUAUGACCGUGAGCCGGAGGACUGA